AUGACUUCCAAAAUCUCCUGGCAGGGGGAAGGACCUGGAACACGCUACAUGAAAAAGAAAUCCAGGGACUCGAGCCUACGCCAGUGUGCCAUCUACUCCACUCCCACGGUCAUGUCACGGAACACAGUCGGGAAGAAUCGGGAGUUUAGGAUGACUUCCAAAAUCUGGCAGAGUGUCACACUUAUUGGCUUGACUAUCAUAAUCACACCAUCAUUUGUGCCCACAUGGGGAAGGACCUGGAACAAGCUACUCAGUGUGGUCAGCUCUUGUGCCAAUGUGGAUGCAAGACAGAAACCGUUUGGAGUCUCCAUGGCUACAAGGAUCAUCAACAUGCGAUGGGCAGAACCGCAGAAUCCAAGGGAAGCUACACCAGUGAACCAUCAGCUCUUCUCCACUCCCAUGGUCCCGUCACAGAACACAGUCGGGAAGAAUUGGGAGUCUAGGGUGACUUCCAAAAUCCCCAGGCAGGAGGAAGUCCCUGGAACGAUCUGUUUGGUGUGGUCCCCUCUUUUGCUGAUGCGGAUGAAAUACAGAGACUGUUUGGAGUCUCCAUGGCUACAGGGCUCAUCAACAUGUGAUGGGGAGAACCACAGAAUACAAGGGAAGCUACACCAGUGUACCAUCUACUCCAUUCCCACGGUCAUGUCACGGAACACAGUCGGGAUGAAUCAGGGGUUUAGGAUGACUUCCAAAAUCUCCUGGCAGGUGAGGAGGAAUAACAGUGAGCUGUUGUCCUCAGAAAUCAGAAUUCCCGGCACUCCUGGAGUGUCACGCUUAUUGGCUUGA
This is a messenger RNA of Tachyglossus aculeatus (Australian echidna), 786 nucleotides long. RefSeq lists its product as uncharacterized. The transcript has 8 exons. NCBI's taxonomy places the organism in Eukaryota, Metazoa, Chordata, Mammalia, Monotremata, Tachyglossidae. The record is from RefSeq and is a predicted model, not a curated record. Bases 1 to 786 code for a protein of 261 amino acids.